AUCUUCCUUCUUCGUCAAUGGCUACGAAGCAUCGGUUUUUUGUUGACGGCGUCCAACAUAGAGCAGAUCCUCACCGAUCGAGUCUCAGAUCUCGCCGGUGAGCUCCGUCGAAGCUAGUCCUCUUUCUCUCUGCCUUCUCUCCCCGAUUCAGUCCCGUCCGGAUGAAGUGAGAACACGAGGAAGUUUCUCCUUUUCGAUAUGCACACAUUCUCGAGUUUCUGAAGGACGAUUGCGCCUCUGUUCUCAUUGGAGGAAAGCUCAGAGCUCAUAUUUGUUUUAUUAGUGGGAAUGGGCGACUCGGAAGUAGCCUUUAAGCAUUGAGGAAGGAAGGAAUGAAUCGGUUAUCCGAUCGCUGCAAAAGGGGACCUUUGAUUGCGAAGCUUUUUGGUGUCGUGAAUUCUCCUUUUUGAUUGAUUGGUACUUGCUGUUCAGGGUUCACGUGAGUGCCAAAUAACUGUGCAAUCUUUACUAUUUCUCGGCCGGAGGUGAAUCCGUAGUUGAUUUCUUAAUAGCUUUACACUUCCUGCAAUGGGGGAUUGGCAUACUUCGAUUCCCUCUCUGAGUGAGGCAUUUGCACUGACAUUGACCUGCACUUACACUUUCUAGUUUCCUUUUGCUCAAUCUACUAAAAUGUGAGAUCUUUCUCAUUUUAGCCAUUGUUGUUAUUCUGCAGUUUCGGGUUGGUUCUCUUGCCGAUUGGUGUUUGCUGAAUCCGGGAUCUUUCCAGGGCAUUAUGGUUGUUUUUGGGAUCUCGUGUCUUUGUUCUCCUUUUAGCAGGAAAACAGGGAUGACCAUAACAUUUUUUUAGUUGUACCUGAUCUUCUCUUCGAAGGACAGCUAAAGUACCUCCUUUUUGCUGUCUUUAGAGUAAUCAGUUGCAGUUCCACUGUAGUUUUGACGAGAUUUUAUUGGGAGUAAAUGGAAGCUUCUAAGCCUUCCAUUCCAGCUGAUGGAGAUAGGCACAGUUCCUUAACCCCACUAAGGGUGUUAAGAGGUGUUGUGUGUUUAUUGGUGCUGCUUUCAACCGCUUUUAUGAUGCUGGUCUAUUUUGGGUUCCUGAGCGCUGUUGCAUUGAGGUUUUACAGCGUGCGCUUUAGCAGGAGAACAACAUCCUUCUUUUUCGCCAUGUGGUUAGCUCUAUGGCCUUUUCUGUUCGAAAAGAUAAACAGGACUAAGGUGAUUUUUUCUGGAGAAACUGUUCCUGCCAGGGAACGUGUCUUGCUCAUUGCAAACCAUAGAACGGAAGUCGACUGGAUGUACCUAUGGGACCUUGCUAUGCGCAAGGGAAGUUUGGGUUGCAUAAAGUAUGUCCUCAAGAGUAGUUUGAUGAAGCUGCCGGUAUUCGGGUGGUCCUUCCAUAUUUUGGAGUUCAUUUCUGUGGAAAGAAAGUGGGAGGUCGACGAACCGAUUAUGCGUCGGAUGCUCUCAUCUUUUAAAGAUCCACAAGAUCCGCUGUGGCUGGCUCUUUUCCCCGAAGGCACAGAUUUCACUGAGCAAAAGUGCCUUCGCAGUAAAAAAUAUGCUGCUGAAAACGGCCUUCCUAUCAUGAAAUACGUGCUUCUUCCCAAGACGAAGGGCUUUUAUGCAUGUCUUGAAGAGUUGCGCGCCACUGUGGAUGCAGUCUAUGAUGUGACAAUUGGCUACAAGCACCGGUGCCCUUCUUUCCUGGACAAUGUCUUUGGGGUUGACCCUUCUGAAGUACACAUUCACAUUAGGCGAAUCAAACUCGAUGAUAUCCCUACUUCUGAGAAUGAGGUAUCGUCAUGGCUAGUCGAAACGUUCUCUCUCAAGGACAAGUUACUCUCUGACUUCCACUCUCAGGGCCACUUCCCAAAUGAGGGGACUGAAGGAGAACUCUCCACCCUAAAGUGCCUAAUCAACGCCUUGGGAGUCAUCUUCUUGACGGGUACAUGUACAUAUUUCACAUUAUUUUCAUCCAUUUGGUUUAAAGUGUAUGUGGCUCUUGCCUGUGCAUACCUGGCUUCUGCGACCUAUUUUAACAUUCGGCCGUGCCCUCUUACUGUGUUUAUGAAAGCUAGGAGUAGUUGCAAGCAGUCCAAGGAUUAACUCCAACAACUGUUGAGGUUAUUUUUUUCAAAAAAACUCAUGAAUGACACAGAAAUUCUGUAUGCCUUCGAUCUCAUUUAAUUUUGUAUUUCCCUGAAUUGGCUGCUGAAGAAGGAAAUGAUUGGAUUCUGCUCUGA
This is a messenger RNA of Punica granatum (pomegranate), 2204 nucleotides long. Lineage: Eukaryota; Viridiplantae; Streptophyta; Magnoliopsida; Myrtales; Lythraceae. The record is from RefSeq and is a predicted model, not a curated record.